This is a messenger RNA of Cydia splendana, 1116 nucleotides long. RefSeq lists its product as uncharacterized. The record is from RefSeq and is a predicted model, not a curated record. Gene Ontology annotation, molecular function: catalytic activity. Lineage: Eukaryota; Metazoa; Arthropoda; Insecta; Lepidoptera; Tortricidae. The transcript has 3 exons. The coding region runs from base 289 to 1116 and encodes 275 amino acids.
UCGAUCGACUGCGAUAUUUAUUUCAAACGUCAACAAGAGUACUACAAAGGAAGACAUAAUUAAAUACAUAUUUUCAAAGACUCAGGAUACGGUGCAAAUGCAAGAGAUAAAUAUGAACACUAAAAGGGAUCAUAUUGCUUUUAAAAUGUUUGUACCACAAAAUAAGUUGGACGUAUACUUGGAUCAGAGUUUAUGGCCCCGUGGAGUUAUCUUUAGGCGUUUUGUUAACUUUAAAUAUAAAAACUCGAACGGAGUUAGCUCUGUAGACGGCGUUGUAAACAAAUAACAAUGGAAACAGAUAACAUGCAAAGCAGUUACACCUUCGCUAGUUUUAAUUGUAAAAGUGUUAAGCGGUCCGUGGACGGUAUCAGAGAGUUAUGCAGAACGUGUGAUUUAAUAGCCCUUCAAGAGACCUGGAUUCUCCCGGAUGAUUUACCGUACUUGAGUACAAUCGAUGACGGAUUUGGGUACACAGGUACAUCUGCGGUGGAUACGUCUGUGGGAAUAUUGCGUGGAAGGCCGUUUGGAGGAGUGGCCCUGUUGUGGAAAACAAGUGUUUUUCGGAAUGUGUCGUCGGUAAUAAAGUGUGACAACAAUCGUGUGUGCGCGAUUAAAAUUGAAACAGCUGAUCGACCCAUAAUAGUGAUGAGCGUAUAUAUGCCAACAAACGCGUUAGUAAAUUUGCCGGACUUUACGGAAUGUCUCAGUGCGGUGAGUUCGUUUGGCACUGAGGCCAAAUUGGAGGGGACACUGGUGAGAUUUACAGCGAAAGAAGUAGCCAAAGUGAUUCAUUCAAUAACGAGAGGCAAGUCCCCUGGCCAUGAUGGCCUCAGUGUUGAACACCUCCAACAUGCCGGGCCGCACAUUUCUAGAGUUCUUGCAAUGUUAUUUUCUUUAUGCGUGAGUCACUCGUAUCUUCCCCCCGACCUUAUGAGGACUGUAGUUGUACCUGUAGUGAAAAACAAAACUGGAGACAUGUCAGAUACAAACAACUACAGGCCUAUCUCUCUUGCGACCAUCAUUGCCAAGGUGUUUGAUGGCAUGCUUAAUAUACAGUUAGAUAAACACCUUUCUCUCCAUGAUAACCAAUUUGGUUUCAGACUGUUGUAUAUGUAG